Messenger RNA from Phalaenopsis equestris, 2781 nucleotides. Its product is annotated as polygalacturonase At1g48100. Gene Ontology annotation, molecular function: polygalacturonase activity. Gene Ontology annotation, biological process: carbohydrate metabolic process. The record is from RefSeq and is a predicted model, not a curated record. The transcript is spliced from 6 exons. The coding region runs from base 1189 to 2589 and encodes 466 amino acids. Lineage: Eukaryota; Viridiplantae; Streptophyta; Magnoliopsida; Asparagales; Orchidaceae.
UCUGCACCGAUUUGCUUCGGGUUUUGAUCUAAGGAAUCUGCACCUUUUCAAUUAAGUCAUUUGAUCUUUUGCAUGAGCCCUACUGAUCGUAUUUUUUGUUGUUCAAUCUGUUAAAUUUCGUCAAGGUUCAUGUUGACAUGUUUCUGAUGUACAAAUAUAUUUCAAAGUUUAUGUGGCCUUACAUAAAUUAUUGAUGGUCAGGGGAGACAAUAGCAGAUGAUUUAUAAUUGAAUCCCUCAGACAUUCCAACAGCAUGAAUGCGAGUUACAUCCGCAUAAAUUUUUUAAAACGGUUGAACUUAUAUAAAUCGGCCAGAUUCUAUGAAUUAACAAAAAAGGAAUUACCCGUUAUUCUGAGUUAAUUAAGGGCGGAUAUCUCAUGCUAACAUGCAGUCGGAGACACGUCAUCACACUAUAGAGAGAGAGAGAGAGAAUGUGAUCUCCUCCAACGCUCGUGAGUCAUGACUAGUUUAAUUCCAUUGUCUGUUAGCUCACCUUUCGUGUAUGGCCUCACAUUGGUCGCAAGCUGCAAGAGUACAAGAAAGGUUCACGGGCACUCUCCCUCUUUCCCGUUAAAGAGUUCAAAAUAUUCACUUUUUUUAAUGCUUUUCUUUUAUAUAACAAUGUUAACUGCCGUACUGAAGAGUCCGCACUACUGGCUGAUUUCUGUGAUUUAGAAGAUAAUAUUUUUGGAUUUAUUGAUGUGAAAAUCAUACAAACAUCAACUUUAUAAUUCUCUACUUAACUCUAGAAAAAAUAAACUGAAGUAAAAUAAAUAAAUAAGUUCAUGUGAAAGCCUAGAAGCUUCUCAUGUUCCUCCUCUAACCUCCAAAACAAUCAUGUGACUCCAACUAAGAGCCAAAAUACACUUGAGUUAAAAUAUUUUUUAGAAAGCUAAUUUUGUGACAUGCUUGAAGCAUCUGGGUUCAAAGUUGGAAGAGCCGCAUUCCAUACCACAUAUCACAAGCAUAUUCUAUUUUAUUUUUCUCUUUUUUCCGCAUGAUGGGUUCAUGUGAGUAAAAAAGUUUCCCACUAAAAUGUGGUGCAUAGUGAAUAAGACCAUGACACCUCUCACCGAUUAUAUAAGACAACCUAUAGCUUCCCCUUCAUAUCCUAUAUUCAUUUUCACAUCUCUGAUUCUUAAACGCUCCUUCUUCGACGGGUUAUCUUCCACUGCUUUGCCUCAGCAAUGGCAGCUCUUCAUGGGCUACUGUACAUUGCAAUGGGGAUCUUAGUACUUCUAUCAUGCUUCGAAGGCUCAAAUGCAAGGCUCCAUGACCAUAAAUCAAAGAAUCGCAGAGAGAGAAGGGGCAUCAUAUCUGAUCCCCCGGAUUUCCCUGCUGUCGGGCCACCGACAAAAAGCUUUGACAUGGAUAACUCGAGCUCCGACCCCUGCGUCUUCGAUGUUAGAGCAUUCGGAGCUGUUGGAGAUGGCUCCACUGAUGACACAGAGGCCUUUCGUUCUGCUUGGAGAGCUGCCUGCACGGCAGACUCCAGCAUUCUCCUUGUCCCAUCAGAUGGUGUUUUCAUGAUCACCUCCACAAUCUUCUCCGGCCCGUGCCAGCCAGAAUUCGUCUUCCAAGUAGAUGGAGUCCUGAUGCCUCCCAAUGGUCCAAAGUUCUGGCCUAAGAAGGAUAGCAAGAGGCAAUGGCUAGUCUUCUACCGUGUAGAUGGCAUGACAUUUAGAGGAGCUGGCACAAUACAAGGCAAUGGGGAAGAAUGGUGGAAUCUCCCUUGCAAGCCCCACCGAGGUCCAAAUGGAUCAACAUUACCAGGACCUUGUGACAGCCCUGCACUUAUUAGGUUCUUUAUGAGCUCCAAUCUGACAGUGAGAGACCUUUACAUAAAGAACAGUCCUCAGUUCCACAUUAAGUUCGAUGGCUGUGAGGGAGUUUACAUUGAUGGCCUAUCGAUUAACUCUCCUGCUCAGAGCCCCAACACAGACGGAAUCCACAUUCAGGAUACUAAAUAUGUGGGCAUAUAUAACUCCAUGAUCAGCAACGGCGACGACUGUAUUUCCAUUGGUCCUAGCUGCUCAUCAGUGGACAUUGAAAAUGUUACAUGUGGCCCAGGCCAUGGGAUUAGCAUCGGAAGUCUAGGCAUGCAGAACUCGGAAGCUUGUGUGUCCAACAUAUCCGUGAGAAACUCAGUGAUAAGAAACUCGGACAAUGGAGUGAGGAUCAAAACAUGGCAAGGAGGUAUGGGAUCAGUAUCAGACAUCACAUUUGAUUCAGUGUAUAUGGAGAAUGUGAAGAACUGCAUAAUAAUAGAUCAAUACUACUGUCUGAGCAAAGAGUGCAGAAAUCAAACUUCUGCUGUGUAUGUGUGGAAUGUUUUGUAUUCAAAUAUCAAAGGCACAUAUGACGUGAGGAGUCCGCCCAUACACUUCGCCUGCAGUGACACGGUGCCUUGCACCAAUAUCACCAUGUCGGAGGUGGAGCUUCUUCCUUUCCAAGGAGAACUCAUUGAUGAUCCAUUCUGCUGGAAUGCAUAUGGAGAGCUGCAAACACUCACCAUUCCUCCUAUUUCCUGUCUUCAGGAUGGGAUGCCUCAAUCGGUGCAAGAGACCAUCAGUCUUCAAUGCUCAUAACCAGCUUGUACUAUCAAUUUACACAUAAAAAUAUUUAUAUGUAACUAAUUAGCACAUAGAAAUGAGCCACUCACAUGGUCCAAGUACCCAUCCUUUUCCCUUUUCUUUCUCAUGUUUCAAUGUUUAGCCUGUGUUGUGCUUGGAUGCCUGCCUGCACGACCUUUAUUAUGUAUCAAAACAUAAAUCAUGUGA